Molecule: messenger RNA, 384 nt
Organism: Rotaria sordida
Lineage: Eukaryota; Metazoa; Rotifera; Eurotatoria; Philodinida; Philodinidae
Source: the annotation of a GenBank genome assembly
AUGAUUGAAGCAGCUGAUAUCGUAGCUAUGCUAUCUGAACGAGUCUCAAAAAGAGAUACUUAUCAACCAAAAGGAAAUAAACAAAUUCAAGAGCUCAUCGAGUAUCUUUUUGAAACUAUUCAAAUUUUCUUGUCUACCUCAUCGUUCGAAAUUUACGAUGAAUCUACACUUGAUCAAAUCGAUUCAUCGGAUAAGUUCUCAGGAAAUGAGUCUCAAGUAAGUGAAGACAAUCAAGAGUUAGAAUCCGAAGAAGAAAUAGAAGAUAAUGAGGAACAAAUGGACUCAACAGAAGAAGAAGAAGAAAAUGAUGAUAAGCAACCAACACGCAAAUUUUCUCUUGAUUACAUGAAACAAGUGUUAGAUUAUUACGAUGAAGUCGACUAG